Ostreococcus lucimarinus CCE9901 is the source of this 711-nucleotide messenger RNA. RefSeq names its product ABC(ATP-binding) family transporter: cobalt ion. Gene Ontology annotation, molecular function: ATPase-coupled transmembrane transporter activity; ATP hydrolysis activity; ATP binding. Lineage: Eukaryota; Viridiplantae; Chlorophyta; Mamiellophyceae; Mamiellales; Bathycoccaceae. The record is from RefSeq and is a predicted model, not a curated record. Gene Ontology annotation, cellular component: chloroplast envelope; membrane. The transcript has a single exon. The annotation marks the transcript as partial. Gene Ontology annotation, biological process: transmembrane transport.
CGCGGACGCGCGUCGACGCGUCCGCGAGCGUCGCGCGAUGCGCCGCCGUUCGUCGACGCGCGCGCGGUGAGCUACGCGCCCGCGGGCGCCGGCGCGCCGGUGCUGCGCGACGUCGCGCUCGCGCUCCCGCGACGAGGGCUGACGCUGAUCGUCGGACGGUCGGGCACGGGGAAGAGCACGCUGCUGACGCUGAUCGCGGGGCUGAGCGAACCGACGACGGGGCGGGUGACGCUGGGCGGCGACGGCGCGGAGGACGCGCGGGCGACGACGGCGGCGGACCGACUGGCGAAGGUGGGGAUCGUGUUUCAGUUUCCGGAGCGACACUUCUUGGGGAAGACGGUGCUGCAGGAGCUGACGUUCGGGUGGCCGACGUCGGCGAACGCGUUCGCGAGACGAAGGGCGCUGGCGUACAGGAUGCACGACGCGCUGCACGCGGUGGGGAUGGAGGGCGUGCCGCUGGACACGGAGGUGCGGACGCUGAGCGGGGGGUAUAAGCGACGGUUGGCGCUCGCGAUACAACUCGUGCGCGAUCCCGCGGUGCUGUGCCUGGAUGAACCGCUGGCGGGGUUGGAUUGGAGCACGCGCGCGGAGGUGACGGCGCUGCUCGACGACUUGAAGCGCGACAGAGCGGUGGUGGUGGUGUCGCACGACGUGGAGGAGAUUCAACCGAUCACCGAUCGUGCGUUUAGAAUGGAGCAGAUGGGUAAGCUC